This is a messenger RNA of Cryptomeria japonica (Japanese cedar), 1530 nucleotides long. RefSeq names its product putative leucine-rich repeat receptor-like serine/threonine-protein kinase At2g24130. Gene Ontology annotation, molecular function: protein binding; ATP binding; protein kinase activity. The transcript is spliced from 2 exons. The coding region runs from base 1 to 1530 and encodes 509 amino acids. The record is from RefSeq and is a predicted model, not a curated record. Gene Ontology annotation, biological process: protein phosphorylation. NCBI's taxonomy places the organism in Eukaryota, Viridiplantae, Streptophyta, Pinopsida, Cupressales, Cupressaceae.
AUGAGUCAAAUGGUAAUGGUGCAAGCUAUAGAUGUGUCUCUUAACAAGUUCUCAACUGAAGUUCCAGCCUCACUAUCAAGCUGCACAAACUUGCAAUAUUUGAAUCUUUCAUGGAAUUCAUUUUAUGGGCCAAUACCAACAUCAAUCAUAGAACUCAAAAAUCUUUUGGACAUUGAUCUCUCCAAUAACAAUUUGUUAGGUGCAAUUCCAAUGGCUUUUGGAGAAAUGAAAACACUUCAACAUAUCAAUCUCUCUUCAAACAAAUUAACAGGAGAGGUUCUAGAGGAAGGAGUUUUUGCAACAAUUGAUGAGUCAACAAUUAUGGGAAAUCUUGGCCUUUGUGGAACAUGGAUGAAAUUGUCACCAUGCUCUCAUUCCAAGCACAAACAACCAUUAGUUAGCAAGAAGGUGAUAAUUCCUAUUGUGGUCGGUACUGGAAUUUUCAUUCUGUCUUUUCUAUUGUUUAUGUUUUCCUAUAGAUGGAGACAAAGAAAGAUUCUUGAUCUCAAAGUGUGGCCCUUACGAAUUUCAUAUUCAGAACUUGUAGAUGCAACUGAUGGCUUUAGUGAGGCAAAUCUAAUAGGAAUCAGUAGUUUUGGAUCUAUCUAUAAAGGGAUUCUAAAAAAUGGUACAGAUAUUGCUGUCAAAGUUCUCAAUUUACAAGAUGAAAAUGCUCUCCAAACUUUUAAUAGAGAAUGUAAUGUGUUAAAAAGAGUCAGGCAUCGAAAUGUUAUUAAAAUCAUUUCAACUUGUUCCAACCUUGAAUUUAAAGCAUUGGUUCUUCCAUUCAUGUCAAAUGGAAGUUUGGGGAGAUGGCUUUACCCUGAGGGAGGAGAUGAAUGCAAAUUAAAUUUGGCUGACCGAUUAAGAAUAGCAAAGGAGAUAGCACAAGGAAUGCAAUAUCUGCAUCACCAUUUCUUUGUGCAAGUCAUACAUUGUGAUCUAAAACCCAAUAAUGUGUUGUUGGGGGAUGACAUGACUCCAUGUGUAGCAGAUUUUGGCAUUACCAAACUUCUAUUUGGGAAUUCAAUGAAUUCAUUUACUUCUACAAAUGCACUAAAUGGAUCUAUUGGCUACAUUGCACCAGUGGGUGGAAUGGAUUCCACAAAAGGAGAUGUAUAUAGCUAUGGAGUUCUUCUUUUAGAGUUGUUGACAAGGAGGAGACCUAUAGAUGACAUGUUUGUAGAGGGAAUUAAUCUACCGAAAUGGGUAGGUAUGAAUUUUCCAAAUAAAAUCACUGAAGUGGUGGACAACAACCUACUUCGAGAUGUUAAUGAAUCAGAUUUAUCAGUGGUAUUGUCAUGUCUUACUCAAUUUAUGCAAGUUGGAUUGGCUUGCACAAGGGAGCUACCACAAGAACGACCAAAUAUGAUGGAGAUAGCUGAAAGGUUAGAAAAAAUAGCAAUGACAUUUCUCGGCACUCGAUCUCUUCAAUUGCCCAUAGAUAUCUUGUCUUUUCUUGAGAGUACAAAUGGUCGAAAAAAUACUGAAUUAGGAAAUGAUGAAAACUGGUCUACAUCUACAUCUUAG